ACCUCCGACACAGCAACAUCUUCAGUCAUAUCAAAAAGUUCGCCAAUUUCGUUAAGAACUAUAGCUUCAAAAUGAAACUCUUCGUCGUCGCCCUCACCGCCUGCCUAGUUGCCUUUGCCGCCGCUCAGUCAGCGGAUUCCAAUGCCGCUCUGGAGCCGUCCGCCGAGUACCUGCCGCCCGUCGGCGAGGCGGAGGCAGCCGCGCUCUCCGAGGACGGAUACCGCUACAAGACCGUGCGCCGGCUGAAGCUGCGCCACCGCCGCGAGGUGCCCAGCCAGGAGUACCUGCCGCCGGUGCUGAGCGCUCCCAGCCAGGAGUACCUGCCGCCCGUGGACGCCGCCGCCAUCGGAGACACCAAGGUGGCCGACGACGGCUACCGCUACAAGACCGUGCGCCGACUCAAGUUGCGUCGCCACCGCCGCGAGGUCGCCGAUGAGACCGCCCCCAACGGAGAGUAUCUGCCACCCGCCGAGGCUGCCACCGCCGCCGCCGCCCCCGUGGCCGCCGAGGCCGAGCCCAAGGCCGCCGCCGAUGAGGGUACCGAGCUGGCCAGCGACGGAUACCGCUACAAGACCGUUCGCAGGCUGAGGUUCCGAGCCCGCCACUAGGCCUCUGACCCGACUCUAGGCACAUUGAACCAAAUUGAUCCUGAUAGUACACUCGAGAGGUUGGGUCUCCCAACUGCCCUUUUCCACUCUUCUUUCCCCAAUACUAAGACCUUCAGUUGUUCAGCAUAUGGAAUAAUAAAAUGUAUUCACGAAAAUCA
Molecule: messenger RNA, 766 nt
Organism: Drosophila ficusphila
Lineage: Eukaryota; Metazoa; Arthropoda; Insecta; Diptera; Drosophilidae
Exons: 2
Coding region: 72-608 (178 amino acids)
Source: RefSeq, a predicted model, not a curated record